GUCAUCUCACUGGGCUGUCGUGCACGUGCAUGUGUGUUACGUAGGGGUGUGUAUGCUUUCUCUCUGUCUCUCCACGCCCCCCAUCUUUCAUCCCAGUCCCCCCAUAGGUUCCGUGCAAAGGUAACAGAAAGGCUGGGGCUCUAUAAAGUUCCACUUUUUUCACUCGGUCUCUCUCUUUGCUCGUUUCAUUUCUUCGGUUUUUCUUCUUUCUAUCAGCACACAGCAAAAUGCCCAGCAAGAGGAAGAAGAACAAGCGUCGCAUGAGGAGGGUGCAGGCCCAGAGGAGAGCCCUUGAAGAGCAGCAUGCGGCCAAUCCUCAAGUCAAAGCGAGUCCCGGGAUCGCAGUGAGUGUGCCCCCUGCAGCAACGCCAAAGAAAGCGGCUAAAGCUCGAGCACCAGCUCCAGCACCAGCUCCAGCACCAGCACCAGCUCCAGUAAAGAUCCCAGUACGAGCUCCAGUAAAGAUCCCAGCACCAGUAAAGAUCCCAGAACCAGCUCCAGCACCAGUUCCAGUAAAGAUCCCAGCACCAGUAAAGAUCCCAGCACCAGUUCCAGCACCAGUAAAGAUCCCAGUACCAGUUCAAGCACCAGCUCCAGUAAAGAUCCCAGAGGCUGUUCCCAUUGCUGUGCCCAUUGUGGAGACCCCCAUCGUGGAAACCCCCAUCGUGGAGACCCCCAUCGUGAAGACCCCCAUCGUGGAGACCCCCAUCGUGGAAACCCCCAUCGUGGAGACCCCCAUCGUGAAGACCCCCAUCGUGGAGACCCCCAUUGUUGAGACCCCCAUCGUGGAGACCCCCAUCGUUGAGACCCCCACUGUGGAGAUCCCCAUUGUAGAACCAGAACCAGUUGUACAAGAACCUGUCGCAAAGCCCGUCACAGUCGAGGUAGCAGCACCAGAGCCUAAGGCUGUGGUGUUGGAGCAUACUCCAGCAGAAGUUAAGGUUGAAGUUGCAGCCCCGGUCUCUGAAGAAGAACCAGUCAUUGAGACUCCACCAGAGGAGCCCUCUAUAGUUGAAGCUGCAAUAGUACAAGAGGCGGAACCUAUCAUUCUUGAAACAGAACCAGUAACAGAGGUCAUACCCCAAGCCGAGGCUCCAGUUGCAGCCCCUGUUGAGACUGAGAUUCAGACAGAGGAGACUAUAAUCGUAACUACAGAGACUGAACAGACGCAUGAUGUCUGCGAGCCAGAAACUGAAGUGAAGGCUGAGGCCUUGGUGGAGGAAGAAGCAGUCGUCGACGCAGAGGUGGAAGUGGUCGUCACAGACGAUAUCACCGUACCAGAGCCUGUAACCGAAGUGGCUGAAGAACCAGUGGUAGAAGCGCUUACAAUUGACCAAGUUUGUGCUGAAGCAGAACCCGCUGCAGAGGAGGUGGUUACAGAAACAGUGGUGGAAUCAGUGGAGGAGGUUGUUGCAGAGAAAACUGAGCCAGAACAGGUGAAUGAAGCUGUUGUCAGUCCUGUAGUCCGAGCUGAGGGUGAAGACGUUGAAACUGAAAUAGAAGUAUUGGAUGAAGAAGAUGCACCUGAAAUCCCUGCUGAGCCCGUUACAUUCACAGAGGAUGCUCCUGUCCAAUCUAUGGAAAUCUCAGUGGUGCCAGAGACCGUCCCGGAAGCUCCAGUAAAAGAGGCUGAAGCCCCCGUAACUGAAGUCCAAGAGACUUCUGACACCCAGGUCAUUGCUGACAGCCUAGUUGAUGACUUUGUUGUCACAGAAUCUGUCUCAGCAGUGGAGGUUGCCAUUGCUGAGUCUGCUGCUGUCCAGCCGGAAAUUGUGGAAGUGAGUGACACCUUCAACACCCUAUCAGAAUCAAUGGAUGUGACGCCUGCUGCUGCCCCUGCAGAGGAAAUGGUCAUUGACACCACUGCUGAGCAGACAAGUAUGGAUGUGCUGUCAGAAGAGCCUAAGCCAGAAACCUGUGACAUGCCAUGUCAGAUGCAGCUCGCUGUGGAGUCUGCGCAGCUCAGCUCAAUGGAGAUGUCAGUGGAACCAUCACUGAAUGGACACAUUGUUCCAGAGGUUUCCAUUGAGGGCUAGAUACACAUUUCACAGCUUGGAAGACCUUUUUUUUGUCUUUAUUCCCCUUUGGCCAUAUGGAGGACUCAGUGACCUUGUUCACUUUAAAAGGGCUUACACCAGGAAAUUGAAGGGACAUCCACACUUUGAAGUGCCUUUCUGGGCCUGGUUCCUGUCAAAACACCAAACCAGAUGCCAACAUGCCGAAACCUGCUGCAUUCAAGGCGGCAGAACAGACUGUUGUCAUAAGUGUGCACAAUAGAGAGAUGGAGAUUCCUAAAACAAGAUAAAUGGCAGUGCCUGAUUUUUUUUUUAGCAUGUUCAUCUCUCCAGCACAUCUGCUCCCAUACUGCAUACACUCAAUGCAUGUGAAAACUGUAGCGUCGAUGAAUGUUGCUAUAGUUGAACUUGGGCCUAUGUUCAUAUUAGUGGGAGGGACAACUUGUUCUGUUGUUUUUUUUGUUUCACAUUUCAAAGGCUCUUUUUACCCUUAAAGACAACACAUCUACAAAGUUCUCCCUUGCCUCCAUUUCUGUCCCCUUCUCUGUGUUCCAGUUCUCCCUUCUGCCUCAACUAAGUGCCAAAGCUAAGGUUAGUGUGGUCCUAAAACACAUCCUAAAGCUGUAGGUUUAGGUUUUAUGGCCACUGGAAAAUGACAGAUUCUGAGGGGUCGAGCUGAGGGGUCUUUUUUUCACUUUUUUAAUUCACUUUGUAUAGAUCAUAUGAUGUGCUACAGUUUUGUGUUCAAAGUCUGUGCUCUGGAGGGGAAAUGUAAUGUGAUCCAGUGAUAAAGCUCACUAAUGAGCUGACUUGGUCCACCUUUGAAAUAAAGCUGUAACUCAUCAUGA
This is a messenger RNA of Sander lucioperca (pikeperch), 2863 nucleotides long. RefSeq names its product calphotin. The record is from RefSeq and is a predicted model, not a curated record. The transcript is spliced from 12 exons. Bases 228 to 2036 code for a protein of 602 amino acids. NCBI's taxonomy places the organism in Eukaryota, Metazoa, Chordata, Actinopteri, Perciformes, Percidae.